AUGUCCUGCACCAUGUUCCCGUGGCUCCUCGUGGCACUGAGCGUCUGCGCCCGGCCCGGCACAGGUCUCCCACCACGCCACAUGGACUCCGUGGUUCAGAUCGUGGCAAUCCUCGAGUCAACCGACGACGGCUUCACCGGCACCGUGCCGGAGCUGGCGCGGGCGCUGGGCGGCUGCGGCACCCCGGGGUGCCGCGCGGUGCUGGGAGAGCCACCCGAUGUCCCACCAGCCCCACCAACGCUCAACGGCGAGCAGUGGCUGCUCUUCACCCAACUCCUCCACCACGACGCCGCGGCACCCGAGCGCGGCGCGGUGCUGGCGCCCGAUGGCUCCACCGUCGCCCUUGGCCCCCUCCUCGCCGGCAUCGAGGUCGGCCUCAAGCGGGCGGCGGGGUGGCCCGACCCCGCCAUCGAGCCACCCAUCGACGCGCUCUAUGCCGUCACCAUCGCUGAGGUUUUGGGGACAUCCUUCCUCUUGGCUCGUGACGGCAACCGAACCACGCUGGGACCCGGCGGCUGUUGGGAUGACGUGGUUGACCCCCAAAACUACACUCUGCUGGGACCCCCCUCACCCAUCCCUGAUGCCGUUGCCAACGGGGCGAUGGAUGGGGUGCUGUUGGGUGCCCAACUGGCCCGAGCACCCAUCCCGCUCGCCGACCUUCUCUGGGGCUACUAUGGGACGGGCAAUGGCACGGAGAAGGGGCGACCACCCAGCAGUUACCGAUGGCGAGAUUUCGGGGUGCUGACGGGGCCGGGGAAGCUGGAGGAGGAGGUGGCGGCGAUGCUGAGGGUGCUGCGGGUGCUGCCACCCACCCGGGAGCUCUUGGAGGACGUGGGGCCGGAGGAGGUGGUGGCCAUCGCUCGCCAAGCGGCGCAGGACUUCACGGAGGCCUACGUGGAGUGCCCGGCCAUCGUGCCCCGGUGCAUGUGGGGUGCCCGUCCCUACCGGGGCACCCCCAAACCCUUGACCCUGCCCUUGGACUCUGUCUACAUCCACCACACCUUCACACCCAGCGCCCCGUGCCGCACCUUCACCGCCUGCGCCCGCGCCAUGCGCUCCAUGCAACGCUUCCACCAGGACACCCGCGGGUGGGAUGACAUCGGCUACAGCUUCGUGGUGGGGUCGGAUGGGUACCUGUACCAAGGCCGAGGUUGGCACUGGGUUGGUGCCCACACCAAAGGCUACAACAGCAAAGGCUACGGCGUGGGCUACGUCGGAGACUUCUCGGCCACCUUGCCGGACCCCGAUGCCAUCGCCCUGGUGCGGGACAGGCUCCUGCCCUGCGCCGUGCGGACCGGCCGGCUUCACCGCAACUACACCCUACGUGGUCACCGCCAGAUGGGUCACACCGACUGCCCCGGCAACUCCCUCUUCCGUGAGAUCGAGACCUGGCACGGCUUCAAGGUGAGCGCCGAGCUCCGUGGCAUCUCCAGGGGUUGGUGGUUCGGUGGCCGGCUGGGGUGGCCGGUCUGGUUUGGCACGGCGAGGAGGACGGGGGUUUGGCGGAGGUGGAUGUAG
Molecule: messenger RNA, 1518 nt
Organism: Nipponia nippon (crested ibis)
Lineage: Eukaryota; Metazoa; Chordata; Aves; Pelecaniformes; Threskiornithidae
Source: RefSeq, a predicted model, not a curated record